UCACAGGCCUAAGAAUUUCUUAAUAAUGUUUAUUUUAGUCAUUCAUUGUUGUAAGUUUAUUCUUGUGUUUAACUGAAUUUGUCACCAAUCAACGAAUGUUUGGUGGUAAAAGUGCCGAUAUUUUUUAUUGUGUUACUUCCAUCUAUUUAUUAACAUAUGAAAGGCAAGAUUCUAGAAUCGAUUUUAUUCGGAUUUUUUUUCUGUUUUGUUAUUUCCUCUUGUUUUGCUUCAAUUUUCCCUCUUUUAGACAUCAAGGAAGUCGGUUAUUCUGAAUGUAACCAUUUACAAGCUUUGGUUACAUUCACGUUUCCUUUAACAAGCUAACCGGUUGCCAAUGGAGCAAAGAUUAGCAUACAAUAACGAAGUUAAAGUGACCCGAAAUUUUUGUAAGCUACAAAAGCUUGGAUCGAUAUGAUAAAAUUAUUGAAUUACUGGAUGAAUUUUGUCCAUUUAAUUUUCAAAAAUAACAUGGCAAGACAAUUAUUCAAUCCAUUAAAUGAGGGUUUAAAAAUUUUGGUCAAGAUGGCAAGAAAAAAGCAUAAACAAGGUUCAUUUGGAUGGUUUGUUUUGGUCAGUUUGUCUUCAUCUCCCUCUUUUUUUCUUCAGUGUUUAUAAUGGCUUCUUCCCCAUCACCAUCAUAUUUAAUGUAUGGUGACCCCGAACCACCAUUUUUGGCCAUUGGUACCGAUGUUUCUGCCAAGUAUAAAGGAGCCUUUUGUGAAGCUAAAAUUAAGAAAGUUACUCGACUAGUUAAGUGUCGUGUUACCUUUAAAAAUAACUGUGGCUCUGUUAUGGUCACUGAUGAUAAUAUCAAAGGUCUUCUUCGUGUUGGUGCCCAUAUUGAAGCAAAACAUCCCGACAAAAAUAAGUAUUUGGAAGGCAUCAUAAAUAAAAUAAUUGAUGCUUCUCAAUAUACUGUUGUCUUUGAUGAUGGUGAUGAGAUAACAUUAAGAAGGACGAGUCUGUGUCUUAAAUCCGGUAAACAUUUUGCUGAAUCUGAGUCACUGGACCACCUGCCAUUGACAAACCCUGAACAUUUUGGCAACCCUGUUAAAUUGGGGGUUAAGCGAGGAAGACAAAGACGUCGUCGUAAAGCAAUUUCUUCGGCAGCGUCUAAUUCAUCUACUAUAUCAGACGCUGAGAGCGAUGAUUCUGCUGAAAUCGAUGAAAUUCCCGAUAAGAAAGAAGAAUCCAUAAAGGAGGAAACUAAUGAGUCGCAAGCUGAUAUCGAUGAUUGUGACAAGAAAUCAAACGGUAAUUCAGUUAAUGGGUCAGUUUCUUCAUCCACAGCUACCACAGUCACUACUUCUUUGACAAAGAGAGGUAAAAGAAGAGGAAAAUCAGGUCGAAAGAAAAUUAAUAAAACAGGUACUGACGACGAGGAUGAUGGAGGUGAUAUUGGUGAUAAAAAUUUCGGAGGUAAUAUGGACUCAGAAACAGAGUCAGAGACUGAAUUCGACGUUAAGACCCCAACCAUUUCUAAAGAUGUUGUUGUUGAAGUGGACAAUCGUGUAAGAGUCAAAUAUGGUAAAGGAAAAGCGGUCAAAAUUUACGAAGCUAAAGUAUUAAAAACUGAUAAUGAUCCUGAUCUUAACAAGAGAAGGUAUUUUGUUCACUAUACUGGCUGGAACGUUCGUUAUGAUGAAUGGAUAAAAAGGACCAGGAUUGUUGAUGUUGUAAGAGACAAAGUGACUAAGCGUAGAGGUUCCAAGAUGAGAAAAGGUAUAUCGAUUGGUGAAGAAAGCCCAUUAAACAUGAAAGAUGAAUCCGAAGAUGCUCCUAAAGAGUACCAUAAAGAGAAAAUGGAAUCAAAAGAAUCAAAAAAUAAAACCGGAGUAGUUGCAAAGAGAGGAAGACCUUCAUCAUCUUCUAUUGAUAAAUUGAAUGAUUCAAAAGAUUCGUCUUUCAGAAAGAAGAUGAAGGGUGUUAAACGAAAGUCUAAAGGAGAGCCUAAUGUGUCUCGUGAAUCAACUAAUCAUCUGGACGAAGAUGCAUCGAGUCAAACUAAAGUGAAAAUUGAAGAUGUAGAUGAUGCAAAUGAAAGUGGUAAUAGGUCAAGUGAUGAAACAAAACCUGAUGAACUGCAUGAAGAGGCUAAGGAUAAAAGUGCUGAUACUGAAAUUGACGAGUGUGAAAAAUCAAAACUUGAUGAUGACUGUGCUGUUGAAGUGAAUAUUGUUGAUGAUAAAUGUGAGACAGAAGGAGAAUCCAUAAUUGAACCCGUUGAAAUAUCUGAAUCAAUAGUACCAACAACCAUCAAAGAAGAAAGCUCACUAGUUGAUGAUCAACCAGAACAUUUAAGUAAAAUACAAAUCACAGAGGAUUUAUUAACUUGUGAUGAAAAUCUUGCUAAAUCACCAAUUAGACCAGAGUCACCGGAAAGAGAUGUUUCAACAGAGAAUAUAAACGUGUCCAGGGAAGAAGAAAGUAAACUUGAUCCUUCAUUCAAUUUCAGUACAACGACGGAUGAUGCAGUGUCAAACAAUGAAGACGAAGAAAAGCCAACCAAACCUAUUGUCAAUAAGCGCAAGCAACCAAUCAAACAGCUGAAUAAGAAAGAAAAAGACCGCAAAAAAAGUAAACCAGCCGAUAGUCUUGAUACAGACAACAAAGAAAAGUUAGAUGGUAAUAUUUUAAUAAAGAAGAGAAAGUUCAAUAUUAAAAAGUCGGAAGAAUCUCCAGUUAAUGAUGACUCAAAGAAGCCUUUGAAAUUUGGAAAGAAAAAGCGUAAAUCACCAUUACCUGAAAGUGAAGAAGCUGAAAAGGAUGAUAGUCCAGAAAACCCUUCAGCUGAUCCUGAGUUCGACACCAAAGGUAAAAAGAGGAAAAGAUCUCUUAAUAAAGUUAAGCAAUCAAUCAAUGAACCUCCAGUGAAAAACGUUCCCUCGCCAGUAGGCGAUGGUAAAGUGAGAGAAGGCCAUGCACCUAAGAAAAGGUUGAAAAAGGAUGCUGAAGAAUUGAAAAGGAAAGAAAUUGAUCGGGGAAAAGUUGAGAAAGAACGAGAAGUUAAAGAAGACUUCGAAGAUGACUUAGAAAAGGAAAGUGAAACGGAAAAAGUUAAAGUUAAAGAGGAUGAAAGAAAAGAAACAGACCAAGAUGAUGAAGAAAACCAAGAAAUUGCGAGCCUUUUUGACGCUAAAUCAUCAACUGUGCCUGAAGAAAUAAGUUCAACAUUCGCUGUUUCUAUUGAAAAUAUUCAAGAAGUAGGCGGGUCAUUUUUAUUGUGUAAAGAAGAGGUGCCUGCAAGUCCUCCCGGUCAUCAACAAGAUGCAAUCGACACCAUUACAAAUUCUGUGCCAGUACCGAGUGUUUCAAUUCCUGAGACUUCGACCAUCUCAUCAUGCUUGUCAUCAACUCAACCAUCUUCUGCUCAUCCUGUAUGUCACUCAUCAUCAUCUUCAUCCUCAUCUUCGUCCUCAUCUUCAUCUUCCUCUUCGUCUUCAUCUUCAUCUUCGUCAUCAUCUACAGCCACUUCAUCGUCCCAACCUAAUCUAUUACCACAGUUAAAAGAUAAAAAUAAUGCUGACCCAGAGCCAAUUCCACCUCAUCAAGUUAAUAAUCGUGAUAACAAUCAACUAUCCCCACCGACAACUCCUGAAAGCCUUAAAAGUGGAACUCUUCCUCCAUCAUCACCUCCACCUCAUGAAAGAGAAACAAGUGACAAUGAAAAAAACCAAAGCCGCAUUCAAAAUGAUCAGCAAUUCUCAUCUGAUUUGGAAGUAUCCAAGACAGCCCUUGCCUCGGCUAUCAGUGCAUUAGACUCUUUAGCUACUGCAGCAUCCGGGGCUCCUCCUGCUAUCAUCAAAGACUGUAACUUAUCAUCUCCUACACAAAAUACAUCUGAAGAUUCGUGCUCAAGAAAUAGUGUCAAUGACUCAAACAAAACUGACAAAAUGAUCACAAUCCAUCCAAUAAUAUCACCUAAAAAGAGAAGAGGACGAGUACGUACCUCAUCUACCUCAGAGACAAAGGAGAGUAAGCCAAAUUAUCAAACGGUCGGAUGUAAAACACGAGGUUCUACGGGUCGAAAAACUCGCCAAUAUGGAGAAUCUUCGAAUGAACCUUUCAUCACCUCGGACCCAUUAAGUGAUUCUAUGUCAACUGCAUUUCCAUCCCUUUCUCUUUCCAAUUACAGUCCCAAUGCUUUCGUGUACAGUGUUAAUCCUACCUCUAAGUAUAAUUACUGCACACCUAUUGACGUAAAUCUCGAAGGGGAGAAGCGAAUUCAAAUAUUGCAAGAAAGGCUACAAGAUCUUCGGAAAACUUAUUUUAACAUUAAGGCAGAAGUUGCAUCUAUUGAAAGGAGAAGGAAAAAGGCAAAAAAGAAGGAUAAAGACUCAUCUUCACCUAUCUCACCAACUUCCUCAUCUCUAUCUCAGUCACAAGAAACAACAACUCGUAAUCAUCUCAAAGAUCAUUCAUCUAAUGAGAUAAUGAAUGAAACUACGGUACAAGCACAAAGUUGUUCAGCGUAAAUUUUAUCUCAAGUAGUGACAAAGGAAACGAAAUGAAAAAAAGAGUUGCAACAAGAACACGCAAAAACGCAUAGACAAUAAAAACCAGAGAAGAAGCUGGAUUACAAACUUGAACAAAUUAAUUAACUUUAAUAGAUUUAUUUAUAUAUGCUUAUCAAUCUCAUAUUUCUCCUCGUCAUCAAUAACCUUACCCUUCUUCUUUAUCUUCUUAAAGUGUCAUUAAAAUAUCAAUAAUAUAAGAGUAAAGAACAAUUCUUUUUUUUCUCGCCUUCGAAAGUCUAUCAUUAAGAAUUCUCAUGUCCAUUUGAAAUUUUUCUCCCCAAUCUCUUGUAAGCAUGAACAUUUUCACUUUUUUGAUCUUUAAUGUCAAAUCUUCAAGUUGAUUCCAGUUAAGAUGAUACCUUUAAGAUACCUUUACAAUAUCAAGCCCAAGUCAAAAUUAAAUAGAAGAGUUGAUUGACAA
Tetranychus urticae (two-spotted spider mite) is the source of this 4938-nucleotide messenger RNA. RefSeq lists its product as uncharacterized. Gene Ontology annotation, biological process: regulation of transcription by RNA polymerase II. Gene Ontology annotation, molecular function: transcription cis-regulatory region binding. Lineage: Eukaryota; Metazoa; Arthropoda; Arachnida; Trombidiformes; Tetranychidae. The record is from RefSeq and is a predicted model, not a curated record. Gene Ontology annotation, cellular component: nucleus.